AUGCUGAUUCACAACAUCAAGGAAAACUCCACAGCCGUUGGAGGUUUAGGGACAUGGAGGCCAAACUCAGAUUGCUGCAAAUGGCUACGCGUUAGAUGUAACGCUAGUUCGCCUUCCAAAGAAGUGAUAGACCUGAAUCUAAGCUAUCUCAUCCUCUCUGGCACAGUUAGUUCAAGCAUUUUGAGACCAGUUCUGCGUAUAAACUCUCUUGUUUCGCUUGAUGUCUCGUAUAAUUCUAUACAAGGAGAGAUUCCUGGAGAUGCAUUUGUGAACUUGACGAGGUUGAUCUCUCUUGACAUGAGUUAUAAUAGCUUUAAUGGCUUUAUCCCUCCUGCAUUGUUUACUUUGAAGACUCUUCAGUAUCUUAACUUAAGCCUGAGUAGUUUAAGAGGCGAGAUUCCCGGAGAUGCGUUUGUGAACUUGACCAGCUUGAUCUCUCUUGACAUGAGUUAUAAUAGCUUUAACGGCUCUAUCCCUCCUACAUUGUUCUCUUUGAAGACUCUUCAGCAUCUGAACUUAAGCGCGAAUUAUUUUGGAGGAGAGAUUCCUGGAGAUGCGUUUGUGAACUUGACCAGCUUGAUCUCUCUUGACAUGAGUUUGAAUAGCUUUAACGGCUCUAUCCCUCCUACAUUGUUCUCUUUGAAGACUCUUCAGUAUCUUGACUUAGGUCUGAGUGGUUUAAGCGCAGAGCUUCCUGGAGAUGUGUUUGUGAACUUGACCAGCUUGAUCUCUCUUAAAAUGAGUCUUAAUUUCUUGACUGGCUCUAGCCCUCCAAAAUUGUCCUCUUUGAAGACUCUUCAGCAUCUCGACUUAAGCCUGAAUCUUUUUGGAGGAGAGAUUCCUGAAGAUGCAAUCUUCAGUAUCUUAACUUAA
Molecule: messenger RNA, 873 nt
Organism: Arabidopsis lyrata subsp. lyrata
Lineage: Eukaryota; Viridiplantae; Streptophyta; Magnoliopsida; Brassicales; Brassicaceae
Product: leucine-rich repeat receptor protein kinase EMS1-like
Exons: 2
Coding region: 1-873 (290 amino acids)
Molecular function (GO): protein binding
Source: RefSeq, a predicted model, not a curated record